Messenger RNA from Monopterus albus (swamp eel), 2672 nucleotides. It is a transcript of the gene dclk1a, whose product is annotated as doublecortin-like kinase 1a. Gene Ontology annotation, molecular function: ATP binding; protein kinase activity. The transcript has 17 exons. The coding region runs from base 412 to 2580 and encodes 722 amino acids. NCBI's taxonomy places the organism in Eukaryota, Metazoa, Chordata, Actinopteri, Synbranchiformes, Synbranchidae. The record is from RefSeq and is a predicted model, not a curated record. Gene Ontology annotation, biological process: intracellular signal transduction; protein phosphorylation.
UCCUAACGAGGGGUGGCGGCGCUGAAUGAAAAUCACGAUAGAGUGACGUGGAGGAGGAGAGAGGAGGUGGAUGAACAGAGAAUGGGAGGGGAAGCAGCUGCUACCUAGUUAAUUUCCAGCCCAGAUCUGCUUUUUUUGCUCAUUGCGCGCACACACAAGCACACACACAUUCUGGUGUUUGGUGGUAGAGCACGUCAGCCGGACAACAAAGGGGCGCACAGGGGGGGCUCACUGCAGUCAGUCAGGACAGAAUCACACUUCACCACCAUCCAGUGUCAGUUCAGGCUCACUGAACUGUAUUUUUCAUAUCCACGAGGAAAUAAAGCGUCAGGCAGGCUGGAGGUGACCGUCACAGAAGCGUUAAUCACUCGCGUCGACAGUACAGCAGUACUUGUGAGCCUCGGGAGCGCGAUGGAGAUGGAGCAUUUCGAUGAGCGAGACAAAUAUCAGAGGCACGGCCGCUCCAGCUCGAAGAUGAACGGGGUGCCGAGUCCCACACACAGCGCCCACUGCAGCCUGUACCGGACCCGGACUCUGAAGACACUGAGCGCGGAGAAGAGAGCCAAGAAGGUCCGCUUCUACCGCAACGGAGACCGGUACUUCAACGGGAUAGUAUACGCCAUCUCCACAGACAGGUUCCGGACCUUUGACGCGCUGCUGGCGGACCUGACUCGCUCCCUGUCCGACAACGUCAACCUGCCCCAGGGGGUCCGGACCAUCUACACCCUGGAUGGCUCCAAGAAAAUCACCAGUAUUGACCAGCUGGUAGAAGGUGACAGCUAUGUAUGCAGCUCCACUGAAGCUUACAAAAAGGUGGAUUACUCAAAAAAUGUGAACCCCAACUGGUCGGUGAAUAUCAAGGUCUCAGCAGCAUCCUCCCGCGGGCCUCCUUCCCUGAGCAGUGCUAAGGUUGGUGCACCCGAGAGCCGGGACAAGGACUUCAUACGUCCAAAGCUUGUGACUGUGGUGCGGAGUGGAGUGAAGCCCCGGAAAGCUGUGAGGAUCCUGCUUAUCAAGAAAACGGCCCAUUCCUAUGAACAAGUCCUGACUGACAUCACUGACGCCAUCAAGCUCGACUCUGGAGUCGUGAAGAAGAUCUACACUCUGGAGGGAAAACUGGUGUCGUGUCUGCAAGACUUCUUUGGUGAUGAGGACAUUUUUGUUGCCUGUGGACCGGAGAAGUUCCGCUACCAAGACGACUUGAUGCUGGAUGAGAGCGAGUGUCGUAUGAUGAAGUCCGUGGCCUAUGGGAAGAUGUCUGGCUCUUUGAACCGAGGCUCCCCCAGGACUAUUGUCCACUCACGACACAGCAAGUCCCCUGUAUCUGUGAACGGGACGCCGGCCAGUCAGCUGUCCACUCCUCAUUCGGGGAAGUCUCCCAGCCCCUCCCCAACCAGCCCGGGCAGCCUCGGCCGACGCCGGGGGUCCCAGGGUUCCUCCGCCUCUUUGUCUUCCCCUAAAGUUUCCAACCCAGUGGAAGAUGUGAAUGGAGUCGUUACUGAAACUGAGGUUCUAGUUGAUGAGGUUCCAGCUGUGCCGUCCUACAUAUCAGACCGCUACAAGGUGGGACGCAUGUUAGGCGAUGGAAACUUUGCAGUAGUCCGGGAAUGUGUGGAGCUCUCCACAGGACGGGCGUAUGCUCUGAAGAUCAUCAACAAGGGCAAAUGCAGAGGCAAGGAGCACAUGAUCCAGAAUGAGGUGGCUAUCCUCCGCAGGGUCAAACAUCCAAAUAUCGUCCUGCUCAUAGAGGAGGUGGACACUUACAGUGAACUCUACCUGGUCAUGGAGCUGGUCAAGGGGGGAGAUCUGUUCGACGCCAUCACCUCUGCCAACAGAUACACAGAGAGAGAUGCCAGCGGAAUGCUCUACAAUCUCGCCAGUGCCAUCAAAUACCUCCACAGCCUCAACAUUGUGCACAGAGACAUCAAACCAGAAAACCUGCUGGUAUAUGAACAUGCAGAUGGCAGCAAAAGCCUGAAACUGGGAGACUUUGGUUUGGCGACUGUGGUGGACGGACCUCUCUACACUGUCUGCGGGACCCCAACAUAUGUAGCACCUGAAAUCAUUGCAGAAACAGGGUAUGGCCUUAAGGUGGACAUCUGGGCAGCUGGAGUCAUCACCUAUAUCCUACUGUGUGGUUUCCCACCUUUUCGGGGGAGCAUUGAUGAUCAAGAAGUGCUUUUUGAUCAGAUACUGAUGGGACAGCUAGAAUUUCCUCUACCAUACUGGGACAACGUGUCAGAGACAGCCAAGGAGCUGAUCCGAUCCAUGCUGGAGGUGGAGGUGGAUCAGAGAUACACUGCGCUUCAGGUGCUGGAGCACCCUUGGGUCACUGAUGAGGGUCUAUGUGAGAAUGACCAUCAGCUGUCAGUAGCAGGGAAGAUAAAGAAGCAUUUCAACACCACUCCAAAAGUCAGCGACACCACUGCAGGAGUAUCAGUCAUUUCUUUGGAUGACAGCUUUUCUAUGCAGAGAUCUGGGUCGUUGGAUUUCUACCAGCACCCGGCCCUGUACUGGAUAAGGCCACCCCUCUUGAUAAGGAGGGGCAGGUUCUCAGACGAAGAUGCCACCCGGAUGUGAAGCCACCGCCUGCGCAGAUGAUGCUGAUGGUGACGACAAUAACAACAUCAACAACAAAAACACUACAUGCACAGCCUCCCAGUUGCCUCCCA